Messenger RNA from Engraulis encrasicolus (European anchovy), 2373 nucleotides. It is a transcript of the gene depdc1b, whose product is annotated as DEP domain containing 1B. Bases 441 to 2129 code for a protein of 562 amino acids. Gene Ontology annotation, biological process: intracellular signal transduction. The record is from RefSeq and is a predicted model, not a curated record. The transcript is spliced from 10 exons. Lineage: Eukaryota; Metazoa; Chordata; Actinopteri; Clupeiformes; Engraulidae.
GAAAUCCUUUUAUGGUCAGAUCACCACGUGACUGAAAGCGCGCUCCAAUCACUUUGCCAACUUGUUGUGCAUGAAGUUUUGAAACCAGCAGGCAGCGCUGGGCAUGGUUACGUUGUUGCCUCUAGCCACUUACAAAUGUAACUAUGUUGCUAUUAUAGCACAAACAACUAUGAAUUAACUAAAAAUAUACGGGUAUAGUUGUGGACUAUCGAGUAAGAAAUGGAGGGCAAAAUAAUCGGACCAGGACCUUACAGGGCUACCAAACUGGUAAGAUCAAUGGCUUGUUCGUUAACGAUAGUGUGUAGCAGGAUAUUAGCCGAGUAACGUUUAACUUGUGAUUUAAGCCCCGACUGAUCUGCAUUGCCAUUCCAAGGCUUAUAUCUGUGUGGUUGGUAACAUUAAAGAAUCUUUACUCUUGUUUUGACGGCGGGCUUAAUUCCAUGCAGUGGAACGAGACGAUCAGACUGUUUCGUGGUGGAAUGCCAUCGCGGCGGCACUGGCUACAUUUCCGUAGUUAUGACAACAGCUUCACGGGUUCCGAAGCCAUCGACUGGCUGCACGAGCUGUUGAGGAGGAACCAUAACUUUGGGCCCGAGGUCACCCGGUACCAGACCCUUCAGUUGCUCAGGAAAUUCUUGAAGAACCAUGUAAUUGAGGACGUUAAGGGCCGGUUUGGCAAAGAGGACUUUGAGGACAAUGGCCAUUUGUACAGAUUCCCCCCUGAGUCACCGUUGAAGCCGUUUCCCCAGAGGUCGAGGGAGAGGGGCAGUUGGGCCCUGCCUAGACUGCCGCGCUGGGACGACUAUGAAGAUGUCCCUACCCAGGGGACUGUCCCCCUAAAGCCACUCGUACUGAACUCGGACACGUGGAAUAAGAGGCAUAGCAUUGCCAUCGGAGAGGUGCAUGAGUGCAAACUGGUCAAGAGGAAAGAGAUCACAGCCAAACACCUGGAUCAGGUGUGGAGAGCCAUGACGCAGUCAGAGCUACAGCGUGUGCUGGGUCUCCAGUCUCUGGAUGGCAUUCUGGUAUCCAAGGACAUCAACCCCAAACACAUCAUACACAAUGUCUACUGCAUCAACAAGCAAGGGAUAGUGGUCCUCAAGAACAAAGCAGAGGACCUUCCUCACUGGGUGCUGUCCGCCAUGAAAUGCCUGGCCAACUGGCCCAACGGCUGUGACGGCAGGCAGGCCUCGUACCCGGGUUUCGAGCGAGACGUCUUCCGCACGGUGGCCGAACACUUCCAGAGGCUCAAGGAGCCACUCCUCACCUUCCAACUCUACGAGGUCUUCGUCAACAUACUGGGUCUUCUUCAGAGAGAGGAGGUAGCGACGGAGGCAUUGCAGGUGUGUUGUGUUCUGCUGCCUCCUGCUAACCGGCGUAAACUACAGCUGCUACUCAGACUGAUGUCCCGAGUCUGCAACAACCCCACACUACCAGCCCUCAACGACGCUAUAGCCACACGCACACUGAUGGCCCAGACGUUCUCGCGCUGCAUCUUGUCCUCCAGUGACGAGGUGGACCUGGAUGAGCUGCUGGCCACCAAGCUGGUGACAUUCAUGAUGGAACACCAGGAGGUGGCGCUACGACCCCCGUCAAGACUACAGGCGGCAGUGGAGGAACACAUCAGCCAACUGAGAAGGGUACAGAUCAAGUACGCCGGUGCGGACACGGACACCUGCGUAUCAUCUCCGAGGGGCCCGCCCACCUUCUGUCGCCAGAUCAGCCGCGAGGAGUUCGAGGAGCAGCGAGUUCAGGGGUCACGCAGCGCCAUCGUGGACCUGCUGGAGGGCAUCGUCACGGAUACGCACAUGACCCCCAAGGACAGGAAGAAGAAGAUGAAGCAGUUCCAGCGGUCAUACCCGGACAUCUACGCACGCCGUUUCCCGACCGCAGAGAGCGAGGCCGCCGUGCUGAAGGACAAGGAGAGGGACAAACAGAGGGAGAAGGAGAAGCAGAGGGAGAGAAGAGAGGAAGCGGAUGAGAGGAAGGAGAACGAGAAGGAGAGAGAGAAGGAGAAGGUUAGGGCUCCUAAGUUGAUGCCCCAUCUGGUGUUCCGGUCCUUUAAGAAGCCCUUCUCCCUGCCCUCGGCAGCCAACCCAUUCCAACGCAGCUGGAGCUUCCGCACGUGAGACUGCGGGGGGCGCCAGAGACACAUACCAGAGACCCAGAGGUACACUAGACACAGGUUCACUUGACGCACACAAAUAUUAGUGCUAAAACACUGGUAUACUAGGGCCACACACACCAUAUUGGUACACUAUGGCCACACACACACACACACAGGUACACUGCAGGUCCUCCAAACACAAUAGCUACACACGCGCACACACACUCGGCCACACAGAAAGUACUUUAUAUUCAGCAGUACCAAUG